UUCCGAAAAGAUGGGCACCCAGUUUCUAUAAGUGCCCAGGGAGGUCCAGGCCCAACGUCCUGUUUUUUCUCCUCCUCAUUCCGAACAACAGAUUACGACCACGCCUACGACCACUGCUUUAGAACGAGCACCAAAGCUUUCAAAACGAGAACCAGCCAACAUCUACCAAGAUGUACCGACGCCACACCAACAACGGAGAGGGCAGCAGCCGCCGGGAGAACACCCCUCGCCGCCCUCCCCGCAUCACCGUCGUCAUCCGCGACGAGCCAGUCGACGGUCCUCCUCCACACUUCGAGAGGGAAGAGAGGAGGCCACGGGUGCCUCCUCUCCGAUUUCCUCCCCCGAGACCUCUCCCGCCAGUUCCCCCUCAAAGAAGGGGAGGGCUCUGGGCCCGCGCCCAGGAGCUCCUCGGCCUGAACCGCCACUUCCUCGAUCGCAUCGACCGCGAGAUCGCACUAGACCGGUUGGAGGCCCGUCAAGCCGAGCGUCGAGCCCAGCGUGCUCGGCAGCACAGACAGGAGGAGGAGGCUCGACGGGAGAGGCAUGAGCAGGAGAGGAGGCAGGAGAUGGAGGCCGAGAGGAGACGGGAGGAGCACCUAAGGCAGGUGGCUAGGAGAGGCGAACGAAACCGCCAGCACGGCGGUAACGUACCAGCCGCCAGGGCCAAUCCCGUCGAAGCGCGCCCAGCGCCCGUCAACAGGCCUCCAGGUCCCCAGGUACCGGCACCAGUACCGGCAGCGCCAGUCACCGCAGUCACCACAGUCAACGCCGCCACGGCACCGGUCCCAGAGCCCAGCGUCGACGACGGCGACCUCGUCCCCUGUGCGGUCUGCACCGAGGAGUUUACACGCUCCCAGGUCCUCACGACCUCCUGCGCCCCAGAUCCGCACCACUACUGCGGCCAAUGCCUCCAGUCGUUUUUCAGAAACGCCAUGGACGGCAACGUCUGGCGCAACGCCGACACCUUCCCCCCUACUUGCUGCGGCAACCGCUUCUACAUUCACGCCAACGAGCCUGGCAACGAGAACCCUUCUUGGGAAGUUCGAGCGCGCAACGAGCGCUUCCACCGGCUGCUCGGUGUUGACAUGGUCGGACAGUACAUUGCUCGUACUGAGCAGUUACGGCUGGAGAGGGAGAAUACGGGCACCCGGUGCUCGAACGGGGAUUGUGGCUGGCUAGUCCCUGAGCGGUUCACGGGCGUCGAAGGUCGCAGGGAGACCGAGGUCGUCUGCCACCACUGUCGACAGGUGACCUGCACCAUCUGUGAGGGCAGGGCGCACCGUGCCAGGUACCAAGAACGGUGUCCUGGUCCGAGAAGAAGGACAGAGGACCAGCAGCAGGCGGAGGCGCGGGCCGAUCGACAGUUCAGACAGUUGAGGCAGGAGGAGAACUGGAGGACCUGUCCGACCUGUGACUGGACCGUCGAGAGAGACGGUGGCUGUAACCUGGUGAAGUGUAUCAGGUGCGAUACAUACUUUUGCUACCACUGCCUAACCAUUCACCCAAACGGGCAUGAUGAUGGGCCACUGUGCGCCUGCCCCAUCUUUGAGCUUCACGAGCCAGAGAGGCGGAUCCGGGAGAGACAGGCAGCUGGUAUUCCGGACCAUGUGCCUGAAGGCGAGGAAGAUGACUUCUUCCAUGGCGGUGAUCACCAACAUCACCAGCACCACCACGACCAGGACCACCACCGUCGUCACCACCGUCACCGCCACCACCGCUAUGACGACCACAUCCUCGACCGCUUCCCCGAGGAUGAUGACUUCUUCCAUGGCGGCGACCACCACGACGUUCUCGACCACGUCCCCGAGGACUUCCCCACCCUCCCCAUUGAGUGGGACAGCGACGACGACAUCGACCCUGAUGACCUUCGGUUCAUCCUCGAUACUUUAACCAGAGGUAGGAUGCCUUGGUAGGUUAUCCUCGACCUGGUCAUCGACAGGUUUUCCUGGGAGAUGGAGGAGAGGAAAGGUGGGAAAGGAAAGAGGAGGUCUACCCAUUGGGCUAUCAA
Neurospora tetraspora is the source of this 2008-nucleotide messenger RNA. RefSeq lists its product as uncharacterized. Gene Ontology annotation, cellular component: ubiquitin ligase complex; cytoplasm. Gene Ontology annotation, molecular function: ubiquitin conjugating enzyme binding; ubiquitin protein ligase activity; zinc ion binding. The record is from RefSeq and is a predicted model, not a curated record. NCBI's taxonomy places the organism in Eukaryota, Fungi, Ascomycota, Sordariomycetes, Sordariales, Sordariaceae. The transcript has 3 exons. The coding region runs from base 171 to 1913 and encodes 580 amino acids. Gene Ontology annotation, biological process: protein polyubiquitination; ubiquitin-dependent protein catabolic process; positive regulation of proteasomal ubiquitin-dependent protein catabolic process.